Nyctereutes procyonoides (raccoon dog) is the source of this 3059-nucleotide messenger RNA. RefSeq names its product TBCC domain containing 1 (gene TBCCD1). The record is from RefSeq and is a predicted model, not a curated record. Gene Ontology annotation, cellular component: spindle pole centrosome. The transcript has 8 exons. Gene Ontology annotation, biological process: maintenance of centrosome location; maintenance of Golgi location. Bases 190 to 1863 code for a protein of 557 amino acids. Lineage: Eukaryota; Metazoa; Chordata; Mammalia; Carnivora; Canidae.
GCCAACCGUGGGGCGGACGCACGGCUUAAGAGAUCUUACUUUACCCUCUUGGAACAAGCCCCGAAGAAAAUUGCCUCGGUUUUCACGAAGAGGCCGUGGGGGCAGACAGACUUAGAUUCGGAUUCAGCUUCCAUCACUUCUUAGCGGUAUGCCAAGAAGCCUUUUCACACAGAUGUCCUUCGAGAUAAUAUGGAUCAGUCCGGAGUUCUCCUCUGGGUGAAAGCAGAACCCUUUAUAGUGGGUGCCUUGCAGGUCCCCCCUCCAUCCAAGUUCAGUCUUCACUAUCUCAGGAAGAUAUCCACCUAUGUGCGAACCCGGGCCAUGGAAGGGGCUUACCCACGCCUGUACUGGUCUACGUGGAGGCACAUUGCAUGUGGGAAGCUGCAGUUGGCUAAGGAUCUGGCGUGGCUUUACUUUGAAAUAUUUGAUAGUCUUGCAGUGAAGACACCAGAGGAGCGCCUGGAAUGGUCUGAGAUCCUGUCCAACUGCAUGUCAGAGGAUGAAGUUGAAAAGCAAAGAAAUCAGCUUUCAGUGGACACCCUACAAUUUCUGCUCUUCUUAUACAUACAGCAGUUAAAUAAGGUCUCCCUGAGGACAUCUUUGAUUGGAGAAGAGUGGCCUAGUCCCAGAAAUAGACCUCAGUCUCCUGACUUGACUGAAAAAUCCAGUGGUCAUCCUAAGAACUGGAAUGAUUACAGUCACCAAGCAUUUGUCUGUGAUCAUCUAUCAGAUCUCCUUGAGCUACUUUUAGAUCCAGAACAACUCACUGCAUCAUUUCAUUCGACACACAGCAGCCUAGUCUCUCGAGAAGCUGUCGUGGCUCUCAGCUUUCUUAUUGAAGGUACAGUGAGUAGAGCCAGGAAGAUAUAUCCACUUCAUGAACUCGCACUGUGGCAACCACUACAUGCAGAAAGUGGCUUCUCAAGGAUCUCGAAGACCUUUUCUUUCUACAAGCUAGAAGCCUGGUUGAGAGCCUGUUUGACUGGGAAUCCAUUUGGUACAUCUGCUUGCCUUAAGUCUGGAAAGAAAUUGGCUUGGGCUCACCAAGUUGAAGGGACGACCAAAAGAGCUAAGAUUGCUUGUAAUACUCAUGUGGCCCCUAGGAUGUACCGCAUGGUGGUAAUGAGCCAGGUUUACAAGCAGACCUUGGCCAAGAGCUCAGAUACUCUGGUGGGGGCACAUGUAAAGAUUCAUCGUUGCAACGAAUCUUUUAUAUAUUUGCUGUCUCCUUUACGAUCUGUGACAAUUGAGAAAUGUAGGAAUAGCACCUUUGUCUUGGGCCCUGUACAGACUGCUCUUCACCUCCAUAGCUGUGACAACAUUAAAGUCAUCGCUGUUUGCCAUCGUUUGUCCAUCUCUUCCACAGCAGGUUGCAUCUUUCACAUUCUGACGCCUACACGCCCACUUAUUCUCUCUGGAAACCAGACAGUAACUUUUGCCCCUUUUCAUACCCAUUACCCAAUGCUAGAGGAUCAUAUGGCCAGGACUGGCCUUGCUACGGUGCCUAACUAUUGGGAUAAUCCGAUGAUUGUGUGCAGAGAGACUAGCAACACAAGUGUCUUCCGACUCUUACCACCUUGUGAAUUCUAUGUAUUUAUUAUCCCCUUUGAAAUGGAAGGGGACACAACAGAGAUACCUGGGGGUCUUCCAGCUGCCUAUCAGAAAGCACUGGCUCAAAGAGAACAGAAGAUACAAAUCUGGCAGAAAACUGUGAAGGAGGCUCGUUUGACAAAGGAUCAAAGGAAGCAGUUCCAGGUACUUGUGGAGAACAAGUUUUAUGAGUGGUUGAUUAAUACGGGACAUCGCCAACAGUUGGACAGUCUUGUGCCCCCUGCAGCAGGCUCCAAACAAGCAGCAGGAUAAGACUCCUACGUGGAAACGUUGGGCCCUGGUAACAGGAGGAUGGAUAGAAGAUGGUACACAUCUUGAAGAUACAUUGGGAAGAUGCUCUUGCUGCUUAAGAGACAUUGGUGCUCUUUCCUUCCUGUUUAAGACCGUUCCUUGAUUUUCAUUCCAUGCUGAUAUAUUACUACUUAGGUCGGAUUUUAGAUGAGCUUCUGACUGUCAUAUAAACGUAUUGUUUAUAGCACAUCAGAAAACCAAAAUGAAGUUGAUAAAGGCAGUUUCAUUGUAUGUUACUAUUAAAGUGAUUGAGUGUAGAUUUGCAAGUAAACUUCACAUUUCAAUUUGUAUGAUGAAAGGGUAUCAUCCUUUCUAGAGUUAAGUAAGAGUUUUCUAGUUCUUUGUAACUAUUUAAAAGGAAGUUGCUGUUCCUUUUAAAAAAUGAUUGGAAUGAAAGCAUAGUUUGUUGGUGUAUAAAUAUAGCAGAAAUAGUUUUAUACAAAGAUAUUUUAGUCCUUAAAAGUAUGAAACAAUGAAAUUGUGUAAAAUCUCUAUUUUUCAUUUUCUGCUCCAAUUUUUCAAUAAGCAAACUCUGAACAGUAAUUUUCUUCUUUUGAUAAAAAGAUAAAGCUUUACUUUUAAUUUUAGAAAAGGUUUUAUGAGGGAGGAAAGAAUUUUUCCUCUAUCCUUCUAGGUUCUUUUGGCUUUGAUCUACUAAUUAAAUGGCCAUAAGACAGAUUAACAGGAGGAAACAAUUUUAAUUACAUAUCUUUGGGUGCCUCAUAAGAACAUGAGUCCCAGGAACAAGUCAGGCAGUUGGCAUAUAUGCCACCCUGAACUAAGGAAUGGAAUAUCGUCCUAGGGCUUCAAAGAGGAAGAGGGUAAUUCACAGGAUGUUAAGAAGAACAGAUGGGAGGCAGGUAGAUGUUUGCCAUGUCAUACAGUUAGUUGGGUCAUUCAGAUUAAAAAUUCCCUCUGGUAAUGGCGCCCCUUCUGAGCCAGGCCCCAUAUCUGAAUUAUUUUAGGUGGUUAAGGGAGGGAAAAUGUUUUUCUUGAACCUGAGAGGUCUUGAUCAUUUUCAGCUCAAAAUCCCCACAUGCUACAGUAGCACAUUUUUGGGGUCAUGUAUUCUGCUCCCUCUUAGUUACCAGUGUCAUCCUGUGAUGUUAUAUGAAAAUAAAGUUUACAUUUGAUUGGAAAAGCUGUAUUCUUUAAGA